Diplodia corticola is the source of this 642-nucleotide messenger RNA. RefSeq names its product nacht and ankyrin domain containing protein. NCBI's taxonomy places the organism in Eukaryota, Fungi, Ascomycota, Dothideomycetes, Botryosphaeriales, Botryosphaeriaceae. The transcript has 3 exons. The coding region runs from base 1 to 642 and encodes 213 amino acids. The record is from RefSeq and is a predicted model, not a curated record.
AUGGCCAAGUACACGACAUACAGGAUUCGCGGUAUACCCAUCGGCUGGGCCGAGGACACGACUGAGGCACGAAUCAAAGAUGCCCUAUCGACGACGGGCUUCGUGCAAGUCAAAUUGAGGUCCUUAGCCGUCGAUCUGUCCCGGCCAGCCGAGUCUGUUGCAACCGUAGAUUUCGCAAACACGCCCGAGGGACUUUCCGUCUCCAAUGGCGUCGACGAAUGGCGAAUUCAAAUCGCCGAUGGGCCUUUACUGUUCUUGGACACGCACUUUCGUGGCUGUACUCCUCUCUAUUGUCCGUCACAAGAGAGUUGGAGAUCCGAUUUGGUUGCGAUAUCCGGGUUGAAUGGUCACGCGUUUGGCGCCCUCAAGAAGAAGAAAGAUUCCUACAUGUGGCUCCGGGAUGAUCUCCCCAGAGACUUGCGUGAGACGAGAAUCAUCAUCUAUGGAUACGACACGAGGCUUGAGGGCAGUCAUUCCUUCCAGAACGUAUCGGAUAUCGGGAUCAAGUUUCGGAGCGCUCUGCGGGGUAUUCGAAAGCCUGAUCCCUCGAAACCACUGCUUCUUCUCGGUCAUAGCCUUGGUGGCAUCAUCAUCAAGGAGGCAAUCCACAAGAUGCGUAUCAGCCCAACCGAAGCCGACUAG